AUGAGCGGCCGCGUCGAGUCCGGGCUUCCCAGCAAGCCCAAUGUCCGCGUGACGAUCAUCGCCGCCGAUGGCCUCUACAAGCGAGAUGUGUUUCGCUUCCCCGACCCCUUUGCCGUGGCGACCAUCAACGGCGAGCAGACCAAGACGACGACCGUGAGCAAGAGGACGCUAAAUCCGUACUGGAACGAGAGCUUUGACUUCCGGGCCAACGAAGGCAGCAUUCUAGCAGUCCAAGUUUUUGAUCAAAAGAAAUUCAAGAAGAAGGACCAAGGCUUCCUCGGCGUCAUCAACAUUCGAGUCGGCGACGUCAUGCCGGACCUUGGACCCGAUGCUGAGGAUCAGAUGCUCACGCGAGAUCUCAAGAAGUCGACGGACAACCUCGUCGUUCACGGAAAGCUCAUCAUUAACCUUUCCUGCAACUUGAGCACACCCGUUCGCGGAGGACCGGCACCGAGCAGCGGACCGUUGCUGUCGGCUCCUGGUUCGUCGAGCAUGUCUAACCUUGCGGCGCCGCUCGACAACAGAGCUGGGUCGUCGUCCAUGGCGGGGCCGAACGGAAUGGCCAACGGCAGCUCCGUCAACCUCGCCCACCAUCCCGCCAGCGCCAGCGCGACGCCCAUGCCUGGCGCCGCGUCCGAGGGCAACCUGCCACGCCCGACCAGCCAGCUCAGCCCGUUCGAGGAUAACCAGGGCCGUCUUCCGGGCGGCUGGGAGCGUCGGGAGGACAAUCUGGGACGAACCUACUACGUGGACCACAACACCCGCACCACGAGCUGGAACCGCCCGACCGCCGUCGGCGCCGCCGAGCAGCGAAGCGACAGGGAGGCGGCCACGCAGGUGGAGCGUCAGAGACACCAGAACCGCACCCUGCCCGAGGAUAGAACGGGCACGAGCUCGCCCAGCCCGCAGCAGCAGCAGCAGGGUGCCGUGCCUCCGGGUGGUAGCCCGACGGCCGCCAACAGCACUCUGGCCCCCAGCACCGGCUCCUCGAUGAUGCACACCGGAGCCACCAGUCCCGGUACGGGAGAGCUCCCGCCUGGCUGGGAGCAGCGAUGGACCCCCGAGGGCCGACCGUACUACGUCGAUCACAAUACGAGGACCACGACUUGGGUCGACCCGCGCCGCCAGCAGUACAUCCGCAUGUACGGCGGACAGAACAACGCCAACGGCCAGAUCCAGCAGCAGCCCGUUUCUCAGCUCGGACCUCUCCCUAGCGGCUGGGAGAUGCGGUUGACGAACACGGCUCGCGUCUACUUUGUCGACCACAACACGAAGACGACCACCUGGGAUGACCCACGCCUGCCCUCGUCUCUGGACCAGAACGUUCCUCAGUACAAGAGAGACUUCCGGCGCAAGUUGAUCUACUUCCGGUCGCAGCCGGCGAUGCGCAUUCUCAGCGGGCAAUGCCACAUCAAGGUCCGACGAUCGCACAUUUUCGAAGAUUCCUUUGCCGAAAUCACGCGGCAGUCGCCCGCGGAUUUGAAGAAGCGGUUGAUGAUCAAGUUUGACGGAGAGGACGGCCUCGACUACGGCGGCUUGUCCCGCGAGUUCUUCUUCCUCUUGUCGCACGAAAUGUUCAAUCCCUUUUACUGCCUCUUCGAAUACUCGGCCCACGACAACUACACGCUCCAGAUAAAUCCCCAUUCGGGCAUCAACCCCGAGCAUCUGAACUACUUCAAGUUCAUCGGACGAGUCGUCGGUCUCUCCAUCUUCCACCGCCGCUUCCUCGAUGCCUUCUUCAUCGGCGCCCUCUACAAGAUGGUACUGGGCAAGGCCGUGGCCCUGGCCGACAUGGAGGGUGUCGAUGCCGACUUCCACCGCUCGCUGCAGUGGAUGCUGGACAACGACAUUUCCGGCGGCAUUCUCGAGCAGACCUUCUCCACCGAAGACGAACGCUUCGGCGUGCUGACGACGGAGGACCUCAUCCCGAACGGCCGAAACAUUGACGUGACCAACGAGAACAAGAAGGAGUACGUGGACCUCAUGGUCAAGUGGCGCAUCGAGAAGCGCAUCGCCGAGCAGUUCCACGCCUUCAAGGAGGGGUUCCAGGAGCUCAUCCCCCAGGAUCUCAUCAACGUCUUCGACGAGCGUGAGCUGGAGCUCCUCAUAGGAGGCAUUGCCGAGAUUGACAUCGACGACUGGAAGAAGCACACCGACUAUCGCGGAUACACGGAAUCCGACGAAGUCAUCCAAAACUUUUGGACCACGGUCCGGUCCUGGGACGGCGAGCAAAAGUCUCGUCUCCUGCAGUUUACCACAGGCACCUCCCGGAUCCCCGUCAACGGCUUCAAGGAUCUCCAGGGCAGCGACGGCCCGCGACGGUUCACCAUCGAAAAGGCCGGCGAGAUUACCAAUCUUCCCAAGGCGCACACUUGUUUCAAUCGAAUAGACUUGCCCGCGUACAAGAACAUGGAGACAUUGCAGCAGAAGCUAACGAUAGCGGUGGAAGAAACGAUGGGCUUUGGCCAGGAAUGA
Messenger RNA from Drechmeria coniospora, 2475 nucleotides. Its product is annotated as putative E3 ubiquitin-protein ligase hulA. The transcript has 7 exons. Gene Ontology annotation, biological process: ubiquitin-dependent protein catabolic process. Gene Ontology annotation, molecular function: protein binding; ubiquitin protein ligase activity. The record is from RefSeq and is a predicted model, not a curated record. NCBI's taxonomy places the organism in Eukaryota, Fungi, Ascomycota, Sordariomycetes, Hypocreales, Ophiocordycipitaceae. The coding region runs from base 1 to 2475 and encodes 824 amino acids.